Molecule: messenger RNA, 1683 nt
Organism: Colias croceus (clouded yellow)
Lineage: Eukaryota; Metazoa; Arthropoda; Insecta; Lepidoptera; Pieridae
Product: homeobox protein unc-39-like
Exons: 6
Coding region: 135-1280 (381 amino acids)
Biological process (GO): regulation of transcription by RNA polymerase II
Cellular component (GO): nucleus; transcription regulator complex
Molecular function (GO): DNA-binding transcription factor activity, RNA polymerase II-specific; RNA polymerase II cis-regulatory region sequence-specific DNA binding
Source: RefSeq, a predicted model, not a curated record
UCCGCGACGUCAAUGGGAGAGGGUGUAUAGAUAAAUUAGUUGUAGUGUUGUUAAAAUUUGAAACUGAACACCGGUGACUGUGUGUGCAAUAAGUUUGAAAUAUUAAUUAGGUUUUAAUUUAGAAAUAAGGAGUGAUGAAAUCUACAAACAUGGAUUGUUCCGAUCGACUUAGUCCUUCGAGUGAUAUUACAAGCGAAUCGGAAACAUCACUACCACCUUUUGCGUAUGAAAACCAAAAUGGAAACUUCUACCAAUCAGAAUUACAAGAAAAACAGUUCUUUUCCUGCAAACAGAAGUCGCCUCAAAACGAAAGAACCAAAGAGGUUUAUCUACAAGAGAGCAAUAAAAAUUUCGAUUAUCUGUCCCCGCCAAGAAGCAAAAAGUAUUUGAAUUUCGAACUCAAAUUGCCGCCAAUAAAUGAUAACUUUUUUCAAGUUGAAACUGAAGAAAGGAUGCGUUCAUACUUCAGUGAUGCGCAAAAUAAGUGCAUUCAAAAUGAGAAUAAUUUAACUGAAAUUGAGAUUGAAAUAAAUAAUCAGAGUUUCGAACAUGUUGCCAGUGUUAAUAAUGAAAGAUUGCAGUCUUAUUUUGAAAGUGGCGCGAAUAAUAUGCGUAGAAUGAAUUUUAAUUCUGAACAAGUGCAGUGUAUGUGUGAAGCUUUACAGCAGAAGGGAGACAUUGAAAAGUUAGCAGCCUUUUUAUGGAGCUUACCAGAGAGUCAGCUGUUGUGUGGAAAUGAAACUGUCUUACGAGCUCGUGCCCUCGUCGCGUACCAUAGAGGUGUUUAUCAAGAAUUGUACGCCAUUUUGGAGACGCAUACUUUCCCGCCAAAACAUCACUCUACUCUUCAAACUUUAUGGUUCAAAGCGCAUUAUAAAGAAGCGGAAAAAGUUCGAGGGCGGGCUUUGGGUGCUGUGGACAAGUACAGAUUGAGAAAAAAAUAUCCCUUACCCAAAACAAUAUGGGACGGUGAAGAGACAGUUUACUGUUUUAAAGAGAAAAGUCGAAACGCGCUAAAGGACUGUUAUUAUAGAAAUAGGUAUCCGACCCCGGAUGAAAAGCGCGCGCUUGCCCAAAAAACCGGGUUGACAUUGACACAAGUGUCAAAUUGGUUCAAAAACCGCCGACAAAGGGAUAGAACUCCACAACAACCGAAUCGACCAGAAAUCCUAGUUCCCGCGCAACAUUCAAACGGUGGUUGGGCACAGUCCUUCAUACCCAAUGCGUAUUACCAUAAACUUCAAGACGCUACGCAUUAUUUACACGGAAACACUCCAUAGAUGUGAAAAACUAAGUAAAAAAUUACUGAGAAAAUGGCACAAAUUCGGCUGCAUUUUACGGAAAUUUUUAAAAUAGCGUGUAUAUUAUCUGAAAAAAAUAGCGUGAAAUAAUCUGAAGUUCGUUGUUGUUAAUAUAAUAUUUAUGUAUCUCAAACUCUCAAGAUAUAAACGGAAUUAGAGAACUAAUAGUAGUUUAUAGAAACUUUUAUUCAGUGUAUAUCUUAUGUAUUAAAACUAUAGGACUGGUGCAUUAUAAGCUGGUGUAGUAAUCACAUGUAAAUCACAGUAAAAACAAAUCUGUUUCAAAUUUGAAUUCAUUGGCAAAUAUUUUCAGCCGUUUGCGAAUGCGAAUUACGACAACAUAGAUAAUAGAUAGGUACCAUAAAGUGGUGUUGCCAUGUAU